AUGUCACAAGACAGACAUAUGGGCUCGAUGGCCGCAGCCCUCAGAUCGAGGCUGGAGGACCUCCCUCAAUUAAAUAUGGCAAACCUGAGCACACAUUGGAAAAGAACAUCUCUCGACUAUCCCAACUCAGCGUCUUCGUCGCGGUCCGCAUAUUCAUUCAGCUCAAGACUAUCAGAAGACACCGACGCUACAGACCUGACUGUUACACCAACCGCCCGUUCACGCGCAAGCACAUUCGACAACACAGAGAGCCUGCCUAUGCCGCUUGUACCUGCGAUACCCUGCAAACCUCCCUUGAGAGUGGUCCUGGGGACCGCGUCGGUGGGCUCCAACUUGUCACCACUGGCCAAAAUCACCACGGUCGAGGAUGCCACAAAGUUCGUCAACCUGUUCCGCUCAAGAGGCUACGCAGACAUCGACACCGCUCGAGCAUACCCUGUUGGUCGGGGUGGGACUUGCGAGAAGCUGUUGGGCGAAGAAGCACUCCGACUCUCGAAGUGGGCCAAUGUGUCGACCAAAGUGUCGAGUUUUAUGCCCGGGUCACACCGAGCCAAGAACAUUGCUUUGAGCAUUGACAGAUCUUUGGAGGCUCUCAACACCGACGCCGUAGACAUCAUGUAUCUACAUGCCCCCGACCGAGCAACUCCAUUCAAGGAGACCUGUGAGGCCAUGGACAAGGCUUACCAUGAAGGCAAAUUUGAACGCUUCGGUCUGUCGAAUUAUUCUGUUGAGGAAAUCGAGGAGAUUGUUCGCAUUUGCGAGGAGAACGGCUUCGUCAAGCCCUCGGUCUAUCAAGGACAGUACAACCCCAUCUGCCGAGGGGGCGAAGAGCGAUUGUUUGCUGUCCUGCGCGAACACAACAUUGCAUUUUACGCCUACAGCCCCUCAGCUUGUGGAUUUUUCUCCAACAAGGUUUCACGGGCCUCGACAAGGGAUAAGAACAGCCGGUGGAACAUCGCCUCGCCUCUGGGCGCCAAAUACGCUGGGGAUUACUUCCAGGAUCCCCUUUUCGCAGCGGCAGAAAUUGUCCGCCAACAAGCCAAAAAAUUCGGCAUCAGUGGCCACGCGGCCGCUCUCCGAUGGACGACGUGGCAUUCUCAGCUCGGCGCCGAGUACGGUGACGCCGUCAUUGUCGGCGCCUCCAAGCUUUCCCAACUGAAAGAAAACAUGGAUAUCCUCGAGCAAGGUCCUCUACCAGAGCCUCUCGUGGAGACCCUGAACAGUGUUUGGGAAGAUGUCCGCGCCCUCGAAAAGGGUCCUCGCUUUUCCUUUGUUUAA
Fonsecaea nubica is the source of this 1278-nucleotide messenger RNA. RefSeq lists its product as hypothetical. The coding region runs from base 1 to 1278 and encodes 425 amino acids. The record is from RefSeq and is a predicted model, not a curated record. Lineage: Eukaryota; Fungi; Ascomycota; Eurotiomycetes; Chaetothyriales; Herpotrichiellaceae. Gene Ontology annotation, cellular component: cytosol. The transcript has a single exon.